This is a messenger RNA of Pterocles gutturalis (yellow-throated sandgrouse), 970 nucleotides long. RefSeq names its product proteasome maturation protein (gene POMP). The annotation marks the transcript as partial. The transcript has 5 exons. Gene Ontology annotation, biological process: proteasome assembly. Gene Ontology annotation, cellular component: cytoplasm; nucleus. NCBI's taxonomy places the organism in Eukaryota, Metazoa, Chordata, Aves, Pterocliformes, Pteroclidae. The record is from RefSeq and is a predicted model, not a curated record.
AAUUCCAGAGGAGCUUCUUCUCUUUUGAAGGAUAGUAUCCCAAUUCCUGAAUUUUCAGCUUCAGGACCAUUUGAAGGUCAUGAUCUUCUACGCAGAGGGUAUGCUUUACUUUUUCUUGUUGAAUUGUGCCAUGGCCAGUUUGGAACUUCAGAUAUAGGAAGAAAGUACAUGUUAAAUGUUGUAUUUUUAAAGAAGAUUCUUGGAAGUUUUACAAGUGUGAAAAAUGAAUUGUUGCCCAGCCACCCACUGGAGUUGUCAGAAAAAAAUUUCCAGUUAAAUCAAGAUAAAACAAACUUUGCCACACUGAGAAAUAUUCAAGGACUCCACGCGCCUUUAAAGCUACAGAUGGAAUUCAGAGCAGUGAAACAGGUCCAGCGUCUCCCAUUUCUUCACAGCUCAAACGUAGCACUGGAUACUCUGAGGGGAAAUGAUGAAAGCAUCGGUUUUGAGGAUAUACUUAAUGAUCCUUCACAGAGUGAGGUUAUGGGAGAACCACACAUGAUGAUGGAAUACAAGCUUGGUUUAUUGUAACAAAAUGUACUCCACAAAAAUGUUUUGUGUGUGUCUUUAUACUGCAGAUCUAAAUACCCGAUACAAAAUUGACGCUAAGUGUUACGCAGUCCUAUUAUUUGCCUUUCUUGAUGAAAAGGCACAUUAAAUGUUUAAAGUAUAAAUUGUUCUCUGCUUGUUGUCAAUUACAUAAAUGUCCUGUAACUAGAUGGUUUACAUAAUGUCUCUUUGUACACUGCUCAGGACAAUAGCUUAGCUAUUGAAAUGCUACAUAUGUAUACAAGAAAUCCAACAAUACCCGUGCAUUUUAAAACUGGUUACUGUAGGUAAAUGCAUUUAAUGGAUGUUCUUGCAGAAGAACUUUUUAAGGGGCAAAGAAGGUAUUUUCCAUUGAGUUAACUCUUUGUUCAUGAAAAUUUCCAUACACUUUUUAAACUAUUGAAUAAACGUUUGCUAUAAA